Molecule: messenger RNA, 4518 nt
Organism: Myotis brandtii (Brandt's bat)
Lineage: Eukaryota; Metazoa; Chordata; Mammalia; Chiroptera; Vespertilionidae
Gene: OXSR1
Product: oxidative stress responsive 1
Exons: 18
Coding region: 356-1936 (526 amino acids)
Biological process (GO): protein phosphorylation
Molecular function (GO): ATP binding; protein serine/threonine kinase activity
Source: RefSeq, a predicted model, not a curated record
GUGUCGGCAGGUGAAGGGAAAGUUUGGCCCGUGCGUGGGGCCGGGGUGGAGGGCGGGACAGAGGGGCCGGGCCCAGGCGAAGCUCCAGUCGCUGCUGCAGCGGAGGCCGAGGACGGGACUUGGACCGGGCCGGGGAGUGCCGGACGCAGAGGAGCAGGAGGCGAGAUCCGCCGGAGCUUCGAGCCCCCGCCGCUCCGCCGCGCGGUGACCCCGCACCCAGGCGCCCUGCGGACCUGGUUGUUCUCGAGGAGAUUGGUGGGGUCGCGGCGGCAGCGGUUGGGGGUGGGGAGAGGCGCGGCGAGGAAAGGAGAGAGGUCAGCGAGUUGGAGGGAGGACCGAGAGCUCAGCUGCCGUCAUGUCCGAGGACUCGAGCGCCCUGCCCUGGUCCAUCAACAGGGACGAUUACGAGCUGCAGGAGGUGAUCGGGAGUGGAGCAACGGCUGUGGUCCAAGCAGCAUAUUGUGCCCCUAAAAAGGAGAAAGUGGCAAUCAAACGGAUAAACCUUGAGAAAUGUCAAACUAGCAUGGAUGAGCUCCUGAAAGAAAUUCAAGCCAUGAGUCAGUGCCAUCAUCCUAACAUUGUGUCUUACUACACGUCGUUUGUAGUAAAAGAUGAGCUGUGGCUAGUCAUGAAGCUGCUAAGUGGAGGUUCUGUUCUGGACAUUAUUAAGCACAUUGUGGCGAAGGGGGAACACAAAAGUGGAGUCCUAGACGAGCCUGCCAUUGCUACAAUACUCAAAGAAGUGUUGGAAGGGUUGGAAUACCUGCAUAAAAAUGGGCAGAUUCACAGAGAUGUGAAAGCUGGAAAUAUUCUUCUUGGAGAAGAUGGUUCAGUACAGAUUGCAGACUUUGGUGUUAGUGCUUUUUUAGCAACUGGUGGUGAUAUUACCCGAAAUAAAGUGAGAAAGACCUUUGUUGGAACCCCUUGCUGGAUGGCACCCGAAGUUAUGGAACAGGUCCGAGGGUAUGAUUUCAAAGCUGAUAUCUGGAGUUUCGGGAUCACAGCGAUUGAAUUGGCCACGGGGGCUGCUCCUUAUCAUAAGUAUCCGCCAAUGAAGGUUUUGAUGUUGACACUGCAAAAUGAUCCUCCUUCUUUGGAAACUGGUGUUCAAGAUAAAGAAAUGCUAAAAAAAUAUGGAAAAUCAUUUAGAAAGAUGAUUUCAUUGUGCCUUCAAAAGGAUCCAGAAAAAAGACCAACAGCAGCAGAAUUGUUGAGGAACAAAUUUUUCCAAAAAGCAAAGAAUAAAGAAUUUCUUCAAGAAAAAUUAUUGCAGAGAGCACCAACCAUUUCUGAAAGAGCUAAAAAGGUUCGGAGAGUACCAGGUUCCAGUGGCCGUCUCCAUAAGACAGAAGAUGGAGGCUGGGAGUGGAGUGAUGAUGAGUUUGAUGAAGAAAGUGAGGAAGGGAAAGCAGCAAUUUCACAACUCAGGUCUCCCCGAGUGAAAGAAUUAUCAAAUUCUGAGCUGUUUCCAACAACGGAUCCCGUGGGUACUUUACUUCAAGUUCCAGAAGAGAUUUCUGCUCAUCUACCUCAGCCAGCUGGGCAGACGCCUGCACAGCCAACUCAAGUCUCUCUCCCACCCCCCGCAGAGCCAGCAAAAACAGCUCAGGCUCUGUCUCCAGGAGCAGGUUCACAAGAAACCAAGAUCCCCAUCAGCCUAGUACUAAGAUUAAGGAAUUCCAAAAAAGAACUAAAUGAUAUUCGAUUCGAAUUUACUCCUGGGAGAGAUACCGCGGAGGGCGUCUCUCAGGAACUCAUCUCUGCUGGCCUGGUGGAUGGAAGGGAUUUAGUCAUAGUGGCAGCUAAUUUGCAGAAAAUUGUGGAAGAACCGCAGUCGAAUCGAUCUGUCACUUUCAAACUGGCAUCUGGUGUCGAAGGCUCAGAUAUUCCGGAUGAUGGUAAACUAAUAGGAUUUGCCCAGCUCAGUAUCAGCUAAAUCACGGCCCUGGACGAGGAGGCCUCAGAAGAUUCCACACAUGCGUAUCUCUGUUACUUCUGUGGCCUAAACCCACUACUGCCAAAGAACCCAGCAACAAACUUCCCAGCUAGGAGUUUUAGAGGUCUUUCCUCAUGUUCGUCCUGCCAUCAUCCCCCCCGUUUCCCACAGGGAAAGAAAAGUUGGAUCACCAGUGGCCAGCAUCCCCUUACAGAGUUCCGUUAGUCAACUUCCAUGUCUCCUAUCUUCCUCCAUCUGCGACGUGGCCCGCGUGCCUCAGCCCGGGAGGAGAUCUUUCAGCUCAUCUUGCCUUACUCCAUUGAUGGCGCUGGGUGGAAAGUAGCAGCUGUGUCGGGCUUCCUCGUGCUGCCUCUUCUCCCACACCUGACAGGAUGUGGGCACCUUGGGAUGUCUCUUCACCCCACUGAAGUAGCAAUUAAAAGUUGAUUGUCCAGCUGGAGCCCAGAGAAUUUAAUUUAGGGAUUUUUUUUUUAAUCUGAUGUGAAUUCUAGCAACCUUUGUUAGGAAAAAGCACAGCCUCAGAUGGAGGCAGCCGAAACUGUCUUCGAGUUUUGUUGAUGAUGUUUCUAAGCGUUUUGCUGAAGCUGCUCUCAGGCACCCUCUUCAUUAUUCCCUCCAGAAAGGGUUGCUAGCCUUAACUUCAGCUGGUGCAAAACAUCUGACUGUAGUCGAACUUCAGCCAUCGGAUCCUUCAAAGUGGAACUUGGAACAGUUUUUAGAGAAAAUACCAAGUAUUGGCUUGUUAAAGUGAAUUUUCCCAGCGGUGGUUUUUGGACAGAAAAAAAAAAUCAAAACUCAUAUCAUUGUGGAAGUUAUUUAUUUUCAGAAUUUAAAAAAUUAAAUUGAAGGAAAACUGCUCCUCAAUCCUCCCCUGAAAAUCAGUUUGCCUGGCCUCCGAGUCACGAGGAAAUGCAAGGCUGAGAUUUCUGCAGCAAUAACGGAGACACCACUGCGCUGGAGAGGCCUGCCUCCGCCCCUCGCCUGCACUGACCCUUCGGAGGGGGUCCACCCCGCGGUGCACUGAACCGGGCCCAAGGCAGAGAGUGAAACCACAUGUGCCGUGACUUAGGAUUUCUGACAGACAGUAUUCAUUUGAUUUUCUACAGAAAUAAUGUAAAUUAUUCUUUAGGUUUUAAAAAAGAGCACUCAUAAUGCAAUUUGUGAAUAAUCAAUGGGGUUGAUUUUUUUUUUCCUACUGUUUCACAGUCAGCCUUUGUCUAAUUGCAAAGAGUCCUAACGUGUUUUGUAUAUGUAAGGGAUCCUCAAUCUGGCCUUACACCACACACACAGAGGCUUUGGCCCCAGGAAGCGGGGAGAGCUGAGCUGCCUCUUAGGGAGCGGCUCCAGCACGUCCAUUGUUGGUCUGUGAACAGCAAGAUUGCUUUACCUGGUUUUCUCGGAGUGUCUCAAGGCUCUCCCUACAGGUGACCUGUCACAGUUCUUGUUUCAUCCGGAGCUUGUAGUUUUAGUCACGGGCUUUCUUAGCCUACCCUGGAUGCAAAGGCAUGUUGGGAAAGGGGUGGAUGUUGGGGAGUAGGAGAGAGGAUGGGUUUGAGACGGAGGUUGGGAAGAAAGGAGAUUACGGAUCAGACACCAAAGUCCAUGGUCCAAGCAGGAUUGUUAAUGGGAGAGAGCCUGCUGAGCCUAGAGAGAGGAAAGAAGGUUGAUCAGCUUGCUGGGAAAAUAUUUACCUUUUUCUUUCUUUUUUAAAAAAAUGUAUUUAUUUUUUUUUAGAGGCAGGUAGAGGGAAUAAAGACAGGGAGGUAGGAAUAAGUUUGAAAAAGAGAUAGUGUCCUCUUUGGCGCGAGACUAGUAACUUACCUAGAGUCUGUGUUUUGGUGUCCAAUAAGCCCAUCAUCUACUUGUUUAUGAGUCCGAAGGGUGUGGCAUCGCUGUUGGGGCUUUCUGUUUGUAGGCGAUUGAAGCCCAGGCCGGGGGAAGCCCAUCCUCCUGGUCAGUGUCUCCUGCCAGCCAUUACCUUUGGACGGCAGUGGGACAAGCAUGGCAGUGGAAGUGGCUGGGGCUUUCUCUUUGCUCCCAGUUCAUUGUUUGCCCUGCUGGGAACGAGGAGUCACCAGGCUGCAUGCGGUAUGGUGGACUCCCUUUGCUGCCUCGCGCAGUGAUGCUGAGAAAAUAAGUGAACAGAAACUUCCAGGUGGGACAGCACGUGACCUAGUGAGAGACCUCGCUCCCUUCUGGGAGUGGUGGGCGGUUCGGGGUACACGCUUUUCCCAAGGUCCCCAGGACUCCCUGUGGUAGGGACUGACUUUAGCACAAGUUAACCUGUGCCAAUGCUGUUUGUGAAAUGUAUGGUGUUUCUAAAUGACUAUUGGAUUUGUUUGGGUUUUUUGCUUACGUUUUGAACCAAAUCCUAGAGCCAGCUGAUACUAUUUAAUAAUCUGGAGGAUAGAAUAAUAGUGUAUCAAUAAAUGGAGGUUCCUCCUUACGACGUGUGCUAGAUUAUGGAAGAUGUAAAAUAUUUGACUCACCCCCACCCUUUUUUUGACUUUGUAUUUUGCUGCAUGUUUCCUUCAUUUUUAAUCAAUAAAGAGUAAAUUGUC